Molecule: messenger RNA, 1710 nt
Organism: Ogataea philodendri
Lineage: Eukaryota; Fungi; Ascomycota; Pichiomycetes; Pichiales; Pichiaceae
Exons: 1
Coding region: 1-1710 (569 amino acids)
Source: RefSeq, a predicted model, not a curated record
AUGGGUCUUGAUCCGUUGAGUGAACCACCCCGGGCGGCUCCCGACGAGACGAAUCUGGGUGCAGGCAAGUUCAAGCCGCAGUCGGCCAACGGUCUGUUCAAGAAGAUAUCGUCUAUUCAGUCGGAGCCGUCGCCUGGUAUAGGUAUUUCUAAUCGCACCAAUUCGUUCGGCAGCAAGUCUGUGGGGCUGGAAAAGGGGAUCAAGACGCUUGGAUUGUCGCGCAAGUCGCCCGCCACGGCGAACAUCUGGUCCAGCACGUCCAGUCCCAACGGGUCGCACGUGUGGAAUAAGUCCACCUCGCAACGGGAAUCGCCAGUGAUAUUCCCGCAGGAGUCGCGCACGCUUUCUGAGGGGGCCGCUUUUGCGGGCCGUGGCUCGUUCCCCGACGAGGUGUCCAGCCGACUGUGGAACGACCUGAGCAACGAGAUCUCCAGCGCAAUGUUCGAGACAAGCUCGAUGGAUACGUCGCGCAGCUCGUUCAGCUCGUCGCAGCCUCCCUGGCACGACCCCAACGCACAGGUCUCGCCCGUGCUGUGGGCCAGCACCGGAUCCAUCGACGAGACGCCUGUGUCGCACCGCAUGUCGCGGUUUUUCCCGAGCCCUGCCAUUGACCAGCGCAAAGACUUCAACGGCAACUCCAGCGGCGAGGUCAGGGCACAUUCAACCGGGUUCCCGGCCUCUCCGUUGACGUUGAGCCUGUUUAGCUCGGAGGUGGGCGCCAACACGCCGUCCGGGUCGCAAUUGGCACAGGUUUCGAACGUCAACCGCACACAAAGCUACGUGGACCCGCUUUUUGACGGGUUCUCUUUGGGGAACCUGCCUCCGUCGCCAAUCGACCUGCAAACACCCAAGCUACACAGCAAAGAAGAACAAAUAACCACAGAACUUGUCACCCGCAAGUUUUCCGAGGACUCUGGCCCAGAGCCCGUGGCAGACGAGGUGUCGUUGCCACAGCCACCAGCCAAACGGACAUUCUCCAAACCAGACUCGCACGCUAAGGUCAUCAAGUACAUCCGCACCAUCAUCACCAGACAGCCCACACAAUACAUGGUGUACGUGGCCUCGCUCCCGUACGACACGCCGCACGCGCAGUGUCUGGCCUUGAUCAACCAGGCUUUCAAGGACUACGCAGACAUCACCAACCUGCAACAGGACACCAACGCCAAGCUGUCCAAGAUUUCUCCCGAGAACGACCUGUUCAUCCGGUUCAAGAUCGUAGUGAAGCUGUUUAACGAGCAGAAACUGCCGUUCAAGUCGCGCAGGUUCACCAACGAGUCCACGGGACGGGACUCCAAGAUGCUGUUGUUUUUCGACUGCUCGUCCUCGUCGCCAAACGGCGACCUGACCCAGACGGGAGCAACCAGUUCUGCCAAACGACAGGAGAUCUCGACCUAUCCGGAAGGCUUUUCGUCCACGUUCCACCGUCGCGGAGUGAACAACUUUAUGUUUGUGCGAGAAUUACAAAGCAAGAUGAUCACCAACAAGUCGCGGGGGUCGUCCAACUUCCAAGAGUCGGCCGAGUUCCGGCUGUCUUUGCCGAUCGAGGAGCUUGACCUCAGACCGGCAGACGACCAGGAUAGAUACGACGACGAGUACAAGAAGCCCAAGCGCUCGUACGUGGUCAACAUCGACGUUCGUGAGCUCGAGAACAAGCCCGCGUUCAAGGACACCCGCAAGUUUGCGCGGCCAGGCCGUUCGCGCGACAAGUAA